AUGGCGCCAAUCAAGGUCGGCAUCAUCGGCUUCGGCUUCUCGACCAACUGCUUCCAGCUGCCCUUUAUCCUGCCCAACAAGGACCUGCUCGUGUACGCCUUUUUGCAGCGCGCCCCGCCGUCGGCCGCGGCGACGCAAAAGUUCGGCCACUGCACGCAAAAGUUCCCGCAGGCCAAGCACUACCAGACGGCGGCGGCCUUUUUUGGCGACCCGGACAUUGAGCUGGUGGUCGUCGCGGCGUUUGACCACGUCGCGCUGGCCACGCAGGCGCUGGAGGCGGGCAAGCACGUGGUCGUGGAGAAGCCGGUGUCGUCGACGUCGGCGGAGGCGGACGCGCUGAUCGCGCUGGCCCGGGCGCAGGGCAAGCUGCUCAGCGUGUUCCAGAACCGGCGGCUCGACAGCGACUUCCGGACGGUGCAGCACCUCGUGACGGCCGGGGCCCUGGGCGACGUGACGGAGGCCGAGAUCCACUUCGACCCGCCGCCCGGGUUCAAGGCCGACGUGGUCGACCGCAACUACGGCGACGGCCCGUAUACGCCCGGCCGCGGCAGCGUGUUCGACCUGGGCACGCACACCAUCGACCAGGCGCUCGUGCUGUUUGGCAAGCCGGCCUACGUCACGGCCUUUUUCCGCUCGGUGCGGGCCGGCGGCGGUGGCGUGCACGACACGUUCUCGCUGGUGCUGGAGUACGACGGCACCGAGGCCCGCACCAACCUCGUCGUGACCGUCAAGACCAACGUCGCCUCCGUCCUCAAGGACCAGCUGCGCUUCGUCGUCAAGGGCACCGACGGCACGUUUAUCAAGUACGGCACCUGCCCCCAGGAGGACCGCGCCAUCGCCCACCCGGGCGUCGCCGCCGACGACCCGGCCUACGGCGUCGAAGACGAGCGCAUCUGGGGCCAGCUGACGACCAAGACGCCGUUUGACGCCGCCGUCCAGACGCGCGACGCCGCCACGGGCUACUACAUGGGCGCCUUCCCGUCGCUGCCGGGCCACUACCGCGGCUACUACGAGAACAUUGUCGACGCCAUCCGCGGCACCGCGCCCCUGGCCGUCGACCCGCAGACGUCGCGCGACGGCAUCCGGCUGAUUGAGCUGGCGCGGCAGUCGCACGAGACGCGGGCGAGUGUGAAGUGGACGGAUGCGUAG
Messenger RNA from Sporothrix schenckii 1099-18, 1149 nucleotides. RefSeq lists its product as uncharacterized. Gene Ontology annotation, molecular function: nucleotide binding. The coding region runs from base 1 to 1149 and encodes 382 amino acids. Lineage: Eukaryota; Fungi; Ascomycota; Sordariomycetes; Ophiostomatales; Ophiostomataceae. The record is from RefSeq and is a predicted model, not a curated record. The transcript has a single exon.